AGCGUGGGGAUUUCGCGCCUGCGCUCGGGUGGCUCGGUGCGGCUGUCCUGGCCGGCGGCGAGAGCAUGUCAGCCCCAUUUGAGGAGCGCAGUGGGGUAGUUCCGUGCGGGACGCCCUGGGGUCAGUGGUACCAGACUCUGGAGGAGGUGUUCAUUGAAGUGCAGGUGCCACCAGGCACUCGAGCUCAGGAUAUCCAGUGCGGUCUGCAGAGCCGGCACGUGGCCCUGGCCGUAGGCGGCCGCGAGAUCCUCAAGGGCAAACUCUUUGAUUCUACAAUAGCUGAUGAGGGAACAUGGACUUUGGAGGAUAGAAAAAUGGUUCGUAUUGUUCUCACAAAGACAAAGAGAGAUGCGGCAAAUUGUUGGACUUCUCUUCUGGAAUCUGAAUAUGCAGCUGAUCCUUGGGUACAAGACCAAAUGCAGAGAAAACUUACAUUAGAGAGAUUCCAAAAAGAAAAUCCUGGUUUUGACUUCAGUGGAGCAGAAAUCUCAGGAAACUACAGUAAAGGUGGACCAGAUUUCUCAAACCUUGAGAAAUAACUGCUUUUCUUUUUUUUUGCUACAUUCUGUGGAUCCUAGCUGAUGUUGCCAACUUAAAGGAACAGAUUAUGUGCUAGAAGAAAAAUACGGAUGCUUGCAGUUAAAUUGCAAAAUACAUUUAAACAUGGUUCUAAAAAUUGCAUUCAAAUAUGAUUUACAUAGGAAACGUACAGUGGGAACUGUCUGUGAACAUAUGGUAAUUUUUUUGGACUUAUUUUUGCUCAGCAUGGAGUUUUAUACGCUACAUUUUACCAGUUUCAUAUUUAAAUGCAUUUUUACUAUAAAAAACAUUGGGGUGCAGAUCAUAUUAAAUGAAAGGGUGCCUUCAGAGAAAAUUAAGUUUUUCUUUUGAUAAGUGUGAUGCAGGAAUAAAGUUCAAUAAACUUUUUCAGAAAGAGGAUCGUAUGCCCCUUCAUCUAAGUACAUUAAUUCACAUAAGUAUUAAAAAAAAAAAAUUUAACAAAAAUUCCACAAAAGUAUUUUGGGUAACAAUAUUAAAAGAGUUAAUGUAAAUUUCUUAAUUAUAAUAUUAUUUCUUAAGGGAUUACUUUAUGUCAAGAAAUUGAAAAAGUUAAAAAAACUAAUAAUACAAAUGAGAAGUAAUAAUACAACAGAGAAGCAGCUAAGUGAAUACGGUUAUUGGGCAUGUCGUUUGUAGUAGCAGAAUGCAAAUUUAGGUCACUAUAAAGCAGAGGCAUUAUUUUUCUCUUAGUUAUUCAGAAAUAUAGACAGGGAUUUUUGUCGUUUCUUGUUUCUGGUAAUGGGAAUUUAACACAGGGGUGUGUUCUGCUGAGCUACAUCCACAGUCCAUUGUUUACUCCAUAAGACACAAGAUUUCACUAAUUUGCCCAGGCAGCCUCAAACCUUUGAUCCUCUGCCUCAACUUCUUGAAUUGCUGGUAUUUACAGUUGUGCACCACUGCCCCUGGCUAUAUAUAGGAAUUGUCGAGAUUUCAUUUCAUCCUGUAUCCUUUUUAAUUUUUUUUUUUAAGGAAUCUCAAAUGUAUAGCAAAGUUACAAAGUAAAGUACACAAAAUUUCUUUCUUCCUGAGCCAUUUGUAAAUAAAUUUAAGAGAUGAUUCACUUUAGUACUUUACUGUGUGUUUGCUGCAGAAAAGGACAUUCACUUUCAUAACUAUAACCUAACCAUUAAAAUUAGGAAAUUUAUGGUGACAUAUUACUACCAUCUGUUCCUCAGAUAUUCCCUCUAAUCACAGUAAACUGAUAGUCCCAAUAAUGUCUGUCAUAACAAGAAAACUCUUUCACAAUCAUGACCUGCCUGUAGAUGUCAGUCUGGAACAAGUUAUUUUUGUGUUUUGUUUUUAACCCCCAUUGGCUUUCAAAACUUUGGCAUUUUCAAAGAUUACAUUCUAGCUUUAUGUGAUAUUCCUUUUGUUUAUUUAAUUAUUUAUUUGUGAUGUUGGAGAUCAAACCCAUGGCCUUAAAACAUGCUAGGCAAAUACUCUAGCACUGAGGUACAUCCCCAGUGUCUCUGAUAUUUUUUCAUGAUGAAAUUCAAGUUGUGAAUUAUUGUCAAGAAUGUUAUAGAAGUGAUCUUAUUUUAUCCUAUCAUAGAUUAAUGAUUUCAAUUUGUCCUACUUAAGAUAGUGUUACUUAGAUCACUGAAUAAGAUAGUGGCUGCCAUACUUCACUAUAAAGUACCUCCUUUUAAGAUUAAUUAUUUUGGGAGAAGGUAAUUUAAAAGUACUACCAUGUUUCUAGUCAAAAUUUAUAUCUGUAGAAUCAAUGUCUUGGUGGGUUAAAAUCUAUUAUUUUUAUUACUUUGAUGUUUUAAAUUCAUAAAAUUAAAUUAUUGGCCAGUAAAAGACACAUGCUAGGUGACUUCUGUUGUCCUUUUAACAUAUUCCCAUGAUUAUUUGAGUGAUUUCUUACUCUGAUCUAAUAUACACCAGGCUAAUUACACAUUCCCUGCCCCAGCCCAAGAAUCAGCCAUUUUUCCAAGGAACCCUUUUGUUCUCUUUAGUGAAUAAGGGUAUUUUUAAGAAGCUGGGGGUAUAGCUCAUUAGUAGAGCACUUGCCUAGCAUGUUCAAAGACCUGAGUUCAGUCCCCAGCACCACAUACGCAAAACUAUGAUCUGUGUGUAAGUAAUUACUGUUAGUUUGUAUAUAAUAUGUGUAGUACAUCUGUGUGUGUAUCUAUAUAUAAAAUUAUAUGUAAAACCAUAUGACUUCACACCUAAACUUUGAAUCCAAAUCUCAUCAGGUUCAUUUUACUUUUAUCUCUUUAUAUCUUUAUAACUCCCAUAGCUGUAAGAAGUCUCAUUCCUAUUAUACUUAAUCUAUUUGACUACCUGUCAUAGGUCAUCUCACAGGGAGAUCUAAUAUUCUAUGCUGAGCAGGGACAUCCUCCUCAUCAUCUCUGAACCCCAAUACUUAACUCUGGAUCACUGUAGCCUGUCCUCCUCUGAUGCCUACUUUGUUGAUUUUACCUAGUAAUUUCAGGAAUGAGUUGUUCUUUUAAUUGGUUUCUUUUUGGCAUUUAGUUUUACAGGAAAAUUUUAACUUUCUGGAGUAUAAUUCAGUGAAAUUUAGCACAUGUAUAGAUACAUGUGAACAACUUCAUAAUCACCCUAAAACAGUUCAAUCACUAAAAAUACCCCUAUGCUAUCUUUGUAGUCACCCCAUACCUCCCAAUCUCUAAACUUUGUAAACCACUGAUCUAUACAUUUUUGUCUUCUCAAGAAUAUAUAAUAUAGCCGGGCAUAGUAGUGCAUGCCUGUAAUCCCAGCAACUUGGGAGGCUGAGGCAGGAAGAACACAAGUUUUAGGUCAGUCUCAGCAACUUAGCAUGACUCUUGUUUCAAAAUAAAAAGGGAUGGGAAUAUAGCUCAGUGGUAAGGCACUCCUUGGUUCAAUCCCCAGUAUCAAAAAAGGUAUGCAUUUAAAUUAUAAAUGGGAUCACUUAAUUUUUAAAAAAUAGCUUUUAUUGACAUAAUUCACAUACAUUUCAACGAAAGUAUAUAACUCAAUAUGCAUAGUAUGUAUAGCCAUUACCAUAGUCAAUUUUAGAAUAUUGUCAUUUGAAAUAAAAUCCUUGUACACUUUUUUAAAAAAAAAUUUAGUUGUUGAUGGGCCUUUAUUUUAUUUAUUUAUAUGUGGUGCUAAGAAUUGAACCCAGUGCCUCACAUGUGCUAGGCAAGCGCUCUGCCACUGAGCCACAAUCUCAGCCCCCCAAAACCUUGUACACUUUAACAGUCAUCUCUUCCUGCCUCACCAGCCAAGCAACCACUAAUUUAUUUUCUGUUGCAUAGAUUUCCCUGUUCUAAACAUUUCAUAUACGUGGGAUCAAAUAAUAUGUGGAUUUUGGUUACUGGAUUAUUUUACAACAGCGUUUUAGAGGUUCAUCUGUGUUCUAGCAUAUAUCAGUAUUUCAUUUUUAUGUCUGAAUGUUCCAUUGCAUGGCUCUAUCAUACUUUGUUAAUUCAUUUGUAAAUUGAUGGGUAUUUGGGGGUUUUCCAUCUUUUAUCUAUGCUUUAUAUUGCUGCUAUAAACAUCUGUGUAGAGGUUUUUAUGUG
Marmota monax (woodchuck) is the source of this 4073-nucleotide messenger RNA. It is a transcript of the gene Nudcd2, whose product is annotated as NudC domain containing 2. NCBI's taxonomy places the organism in Eukaryota, Metazoa, Chordata, Mammalia, Rodentia, Sciuridae. Gene Ontology annotation, biological process: protein folding. Gene Ontology annotation, cellular component: cytoplasm. The transcript has 4 exons. The record is from RefSeq and is a predicted model, not a curated record. Bases 66 to 539 code for a protein of 157 amino acids.